This is a messenger RNA of Plectropomus leopardus (leopard coralgrouper), 2414 nucleotides long. RefSeq names its product adenosine receptor A1-like. Gene Ontology annotation, molecular function: G protein-coupled adenosine receptor activity. NCBI's taxonomy places the organism in Eukaryota, Metazoa, Chordata, Actinopteri, Perciformes, Serranidae. Gene Ontology annotation, cellular component: plasma membrane; synapse; dendrite. The record is from RefSeq and is a predicted model, not a curated record. Gene Ontology annotation, biological process: G protein-coupled adenosine receptor signaling pathway.
ACUUUCAGCAGGAAAUGACACGAUUUGGGACGUAUUCUGUUUAUUUUGGCCACCUUUGGACACACUGAGGAAAGCAACACUACUAAUCCACGCUUUGGGAACCUGUGACUCAUCCGGUGUCCCGGGUCCACGCUGCUGUCCCUCCGCAAAGCGGGACUGCAGGGGCCACUUCACUCUCUGAAUCACCGCGUCGGACCGUAUGGAGACCAAGUCCUGCGUCUUGCGCGCAGCUCGAUGUCCUGGACCGGAUCCUAGAAUAAUACAGAGGAACAGACACUACCUCCUUCUCAGUGGGGACAUAAAACAUGUGAAGUCAGGGUGUCUCAGUCUGUGCCCACAAACUCAAACAGGGAACUCCCUCGACGUGUUGAGGCUGCUUUCUCCGCUGAGCGCACACUCCUCCAGCAUCCGUGAACAUGACUUCGGGUCUGUCUUCCUCUAAAGCCGUCUAUAUCGGGAUGGAGGUGGUGAUCGCCGUGUCGUCGGUCAUCGGCAACGUGAUGGUGGUCUGGGCUGUGCGUAUUAACCGGUCUCUGAGAGACACCACGUUUUGUUUCAUCGUCUCCCUGGCCUUGGCUGACAUUGCGGUCGGUGCUCUUGUCAUCCCCCUCGCCAUCACCAUCAGCAUCGGACUCCAGACGCACUUCUAUAGUUGCUUGUUGGUCGCCUGCACGGUGCUCGUGCUCACUCAAAGUUCAAUCCUGGCGCUCCUGGCCAUCGCCAUCGACCGCUAUCUUCGAGUCAAAAUACCCAUGAGCUACAAAAGGGUGGUGACUCCUCGGCGAGCUGGCACGGCUGUGUUAUUGUGUUGGCUGGUGUCCAUCAUAGUGGGCCUCACGCCCAUGCUGGGUUGGAAUAACCUGCAGUUUCUCCGUGACAACGGCUCCCUGAUCACUGAUGACCUCUUGGUGACCUGUGAAUUUGAGAGAGUCAUCAGUAUGGACUACAUGGUCUACUUCAACUUCUUUGGCUGGGUGCUGCCGCCUCUGCUCCUCAUGCUGGCUAUCUAUGUCGAGAUUUUCUACAUGAUCCACAAGCAGCUCAACAAGAAGGUGACAGCUAGCCACACAGACCCCAGCCGUUACUUUGGCAAGGAGCUCAAGCUAGCCAAGUCGCUUGCCCUCGUUCUUUUCCUCUUUGCGGUCAGCUGGCUCCCUCUUCACAUUCUCAACUGCAUCACCCUCUUUUGCCCCACCUGUGAAAAGCCCAUGUUCCUCAUUUACAUCGCCAUCAUCCUCACCCAUGGCAAUUCAGCUGUCAACCCCAUCGUGUACGCUUUCCGCAUCAAGAAGUUCCGCACAGCGUUUUGGAAAAUCUGGAAACAGUACAUGCUUUGUCAGGAUCCGGUUGGCCGGCUUCCUCAAAGAGGGAGCCAGAGAGGACAAAGUCAUGAGAGGAGGCUGAGGCAGAAUGAUGAUGACGAUGAUGAUGUGUGACCUUUGGCAACUAAUUGGAUUGCUGUGUAACUGUUGAGUUUCACUCCACUGGUUCACAGAAUGGGAAAGCUUUGUGUUUAAGGGAUUACCGGUCAGAAUGGUCUUAAUGGCGUUGCAGGAUGUCAGAGGCAUGAAAGAGGUGAGGGAACUCCAUUUUGGACUGACUGAUUUGCUCCAUCCAACACACUUCAAGAGGUCAGGAUGACAAAUCAGCAUGGAGAUGGGAUAAAUAUCAUAAAUCAGACUUUGAUUUAAGUAAGACUCCUCGUUAAUUUCCCUGCUGGCUAACAAAAUGAAGACGAUGUCAUAUGAGAUAAGAGGCCUCUCAUCAGGUUCAACACCUGUUGAGCUUGAAUCAGAAGGUGUAUAUCUGUAGCACAUGUGGUACAAGAGUAGUGUAUGCUGUAUUGUAUUUUUGACCUGAAUUUUCAUUCUCAAAACUCAUGGCCUUUUUUAUGUGAAUGAUUUCAAACAGUUGAGCAUUGUAAUAUUUGCUACAUUUACAUGCUUAGGUUUGUGGCCUUAAGGACAGAAAAUGUAAUGAAGAGGAACUGAAGCACUGUGCUGAAGUGUGAAUCUGGUAAACAAGUGGUGGGCAAGCAGGAAGUUUUCGCAACCAGCUUGGUGCUUUGACAUGGACCAGGACACAGGAUGUACUGUAUGCUGGCUGUGGGAAUGAAAAACAGUCAAAUUGACUCACUUGGAAUUUCAAUCCAGGAUCUUUGGUGCGAUCAACAUCUAGUUUGACUGUGCCGGUGUCUGUUGCGCAGUAGCUCAUCUGAAUCAUAGCCCUUACAGACGUGUGUUGCAAUGCAGCACAUGUGACAAUGGUGUUUUUGAGACCAUUGGACUGACAGAAUGACUAAUAAUAGCUAAUAGUUGCAGCUGAAAACAGCAUCCAUGCUAAAAGAAAAAAAUACUUGAUGCCCCUUUUUGAAUAUUUGUGGGCAUAGACAAUGGUAAAAAACUGUGAAGCCA